CGGGCACGUGAUGGCUGAGAGAGUGUGAUGGAGCACAACUCUUUCUUUUUGAACGAUUUCAAAAACGGUUAUAUACGUCAAUCUCUCAUAUCUUGUUGUGUAUAGUUGUGUGACAUCACGGCCAACUCCAAUGUCGGGGCAGAACUCCAAAAGCCAGAAUCAUCAAGAUCACUUACCGAACAUGCCAGCCAUCAAGUACCUCGCCGCCAAAGCCGCCCAGCAAUUGGACAAGGAGCUCAUGUCAACCGGCGGGUUCUCAAUUGACCAACUUAUGGAACUCGCCGGGUUGAGUGUCGCAGCAGCCGUCAUGAAACUACAGCCAAAAGAGAAGGGGAAGAGGAUCUUGGUGGUCGCCGGUCCGGGUAACAAUGGAGGCGAUGGCCUCGUCGCAAGUCGGCAUCUUUGGCAUUUCGGGUACGAACCCACGGUGUUUUACCCUAAGCCCACGAAGGGUGAUUUAUAUGAGAGGCUAUGUGUGCAGUUACAUGAGUUGAAGAUCCCGUUUGUGGACGAUAUGUACCCGGCAAUUGAUAACACGGAUCACAUUGUGGACGCGAUCUUCGGCUUCUCAUUCUCCGGCGAAAUCCGAGAACCCUUCCCAAACAUCAUCUCCGCCCUAAAAUCCACCAAAACCCCCGUCCUCUCCGUUGACGCUCCCUCAUCCUGGACCAUCGACAACGGUCCCCCCACCUCUGGCCCCGGCGAAGGGUUCAUGCCCAACGCACUCAUCUCACUGACCGCGCCGAAACCGUGUGUGGAGUGGUUUCAGGGACGGCACUUUUUGGGUGGAAGAUUCGUACCGCCGGGGAUCGUGGAGAAGUUUGGGUUGGUGCUGCCGGAGUAUCCGGGGGCUGAACAGGUUGGUUGA
Messenger RNA from Saitoella complicata NRRL Y-17804, 868 nucleotides. Its product is annotated as apolipo protein A-I binding protein-like protein. The record is from RefSeq and is a predicted model, not a curated record. Gene Ontology annotation, cellular component: mitochondrion. The coding region runs from base 131 to 868 and encodes 245 amino acids. Gene Ontology annotation, molecular function: NAD(P)HX epimerase activity. The transcript has 6 exons. Lineage: Eukaryota; Fungi; Ascomycota; Saitoellomycetes; Saitoellales; Saitoellaceae.